AUGGUGGUAGUAAAUACUUGUGGAGCCAAUGAGUGGGGGAGCCCAGUUCAGAAUGAGGCAUCGGUUUUAAAGAUGUCAUACUAUUCAUGCUUGUUCAUCCUUACUGUGAUUUCUGUUUCCAGGUACUUGGCACUUGUCCAACCAUUUCAUCUGAUGAGUUGCAGAACGAGGUACAGGACCAUCUGCAUCAAUUUGGGCCUUUGGGCAGCUUCUUUUAUUCUGGCAUUGCCUUCCUGGGUCUACUCAAAGGUCAUCAAAUUUAAAGAUGGUGUUGAGAGUUGUGCUUUUGAUUUAACAUCCCGGGGUGAUGUACUCUGGAUGAGUAAAUAUCUAUCAAUUACAACAAUGUUCUAUAAGUUGGCUGUCCUUUAAUGUCUGUGGUUGUUUAUGUUCUGCCUAUCCAAAUGUCUCUUUUACAAUUACAAUCCCAGUAGUUCAAAGCAGAGAGUGACAAGGCUGACAAGUAUGAUACUGGUGCCGGUGGCAGUAUUUAUCCUAAGUGCCACCCCCUAACAUGAGAUACAGCUGGAGAACUUACAGAUGGAAUGGCCCACACUGGCCUUCUAUGUGGCCUAUUACCUCUCCUUCUUUCUCAGCUAUGUCAGCAGCAACGUUAACUCUUUUCUCUACAUUCUAUUGAGUGGAAAUUUCCAAAAACAUCUGCCUCAAGUACAAAACAGGGGGACCAAGAGGGAAAUCAACACUAUGGAAAACAUACUGUAAUCAAACUUUCAGGAGCAGUCAGGGAUCAUCAAGAUCCUACACAGACUUGUCUGUGGUAGGGACAUUAAAAGAAAGCCAGUGCACUAG
Molecule: messenger RNA, 810 nt
Organism: Heterocephalus glaber (naked mole-rat)
Lineage: Eukaryota; Metazoa; Chordata; Mammalia; Rodentia; Bathyergidae
Source: RefSeq, a predicted model, not a curated record